Syngnathus acus (greater pipefish) is the source of this 1959-nucleotide messenger RNA. RefSeq names its product FGGY carbohydrate kinase domain containing (gene fggy). Bases 136 to 1866 code for a protein of 576 amino acids. The record is from RefSeq and is a predicted model, not a curated record. Gene Ontology annotation, molecular function: phosphotransferase activity, alcohol group as acceptor; kinase activity. Gene Ontology annotation, biological process: carbohydrate metabolic process. NCBI's taxonomy places the organism in Eukaryota, Metazoa, Chordata, Actinopteri, Syngnathiformes, Syngnathidae. The transcript has 17 exons.
UUUCUUGAGUCACGGAAAACGUAAAUGUGAAAUUUCCCGAAUUAUUCAUUUGUCCAACUAAUGAUGACAUAUGUAAAUAGAGGCUUGCAUUGAGAAAGACAGAAUUACUGGCACAAAAAAAAAAAUCAAUGACAGAUGUUUGCACUCGGACACAGCAAGACAACAAAAGUGCAGAAGGCUGUGUCCUCCCUCAUGGCUGAUUCGGCUGAAGUCUUCUAUGUCGGAGUGGAUGUGGGCACUGCCAGUGUGAGGGCUGCUCUCGUGACCAGAGACGGUCAUUUGAAGACCUCUGCUCAGGAGCCCAUUACCAUCUGGGAACCUCACAGUGACCAUUAUGUACAGUCUUCUUCUGAGAUUUGGGAGAAAUGCUGCUCCGUUGUCAAGAAAGUGACACGGGGUGUGAACAAGAAACAGGUGAGAGGGGUCGGUUUUGAUGCUACCUGCUCCCUUGUGGUGUUGGACCAAAGCUUCCAGCCUGUAGCAGUUAAUCAGGAUGGAAACAAUCUGAGAAAUGUGGUGAUGUGGAUGGACCAUCGUGCUGCUGAGCAAGCUGCUCGUAUCACAAGCGCAGGCCACAGCGUCCUAAGUAGGGUUGGAGGGGUCAUGUCACCUGAGAUGCAACCACCUAAAUUACUCUGGCUCAAAGAGAACCUAUGGGAAAAUUGCUGGAACAAAGCUGCUCACUUUUUUGACCUGUCAGACUUUCUUUCAUGGAAGGCCACUGGCUCAUUGACCAGAUCCCUUUGUACUCUGGUAUGUAAAUGGACAUAUUGUCCCCCUGAGGGUUGGGAUGUGAGUUUUUGGACUUCAAUAGGAUUGGAGGAUCUGACUCAAAACAACUUUUCCAAAAUAGGCAGCAUGACGUGUUCUCCCGGUAGUCCUCUUGGGGAUGGGCUGACUCAGGGGGCAGCAGCAGAUUUGGGUCUAGAUCCAGGAACUGCUGUGGGGGCUUCGCUUCUUGACGCUCAUGCUGGUGGCCUUGGUAUGAUUGGAGCAGACGUAAAAGGCUUUCGACUGCCAUGUGAGAACCAGCCGAUCACCACGCGCAUGGCCAUGAUCUGCGGGACAUCAUCUUGUCACAUGGCGAUCAGUGAGCAGCCGUUGUUUGUGCCAGGAGUGUGGGGUCCCUACUUGUCUGCCAUGGUACCGGACUUGUGGCUUAACGAGGGAGGACAGAGUGUCGCGGGACGUCUGAUUGACCACAUGGUGAACGGUCAUGUCGCUUACACGCAGCUCCAGGAAAAGGUGCGGCAGAGUUGUUAUACCUCAGGUGGCGGCAUCUACAGCUAUCUGAACAGCCACCUACGUCUAAUGGCUUCAUCGUGUUCAGCCGUUGACUUGCUGGGCUCGAGUCUUCACGUGUGGCCAGACUUUCACGGGAACAGGUCACCAUUGGCUGACCCCACCCUAAGGGGCAUGGUGGUGGGAUUGUCUCUUUCUCAAACUCUGGAUGAUUUGGCUUUACUCUACUUGGUGACCAUACAAGCUCUGGCGCUUGGUACUCUGCAUAUACUGGAGGCCAUGAAAGAAGCUGGCCAUGACAUUAAGACCAUUUUUUUAUGUGGAGGAUUGAGCAAGAACAGCUUGUUUGUGCAGACUCAUGCCAACGCAACAGGGUUGCCUGUGGUGUUGCCUGAACAGACCGAGGCUGUAUUGGUAGGAACAGCAAUUCUUGGAGCGUGUGCAUCCCAUGACCAUGGCACUAUACAGGAGGCGAUGGUGAAAAUGGCUAAAGUGGGAAAAGUUGUUGAGCCUGAUCACAGCCUUCAGAGAUUUUACCAAAGAAAGUACCAAGUGUUCCGGUGCCUUGUUGCCCACCAGAGGGAGUACCAAGCCCUCAUGAACACUUUUGGGACAACUCUAUAAGUAGAAGUAAAAAAAAGUACAUUUGGAAAUGUACUUAACUUGAAUAUAAAGAAAUCUGCACACAAAUGAACUUUCCUCUUGCAUGAUGCAAAA